Molecule: messenger RNA, 372 nt
Organism: Alternaria metachromatica
Lineage: Eukaryota; Fungi; Ascomycota; Dothideomycetes; Pleosporales; Pleosporaceae
Exons: 5
Coding region: 1-372 (123 amino acids)
Biological process (GO): response to oxidative stress
Source: RefSeq, a predicted model, not a curated record
AUGGUCAUCAACCCCACCUACCUCGCUCAGCGCACGCGCUCUUCGGUCAACUGGACUGAUGCGAAGAAGAGGGUCAUUCACAGCUACCGGGACUGGCUCCGGUCGGCUCCCGAAAUCCAGACCAUGUACUCGCUGAACAUGCCCGUAUCCACGCUUCGAACGAAAAUGCGGCAGGAAUUCGAGCGGCAUCGAUACGUGAAUCAACUCAAAACAGUAGAUGUGCUGCUGUUCAACAGUCAUCAGGAGUUCCAGGAAACACUGAACUUCUGGAAACAAUUGUCACACGUUCUCAAAUACUUCCGCGCGGAAGAGGAUCCCAAGGCCCGGCUACCAAGCAACUUCAUCAACGGCUUCUUGGAGGGUCGCAACUGA